GGAAGUGACACAAGAGUCCCUGACGUGGCCGGAACUCCGCCAUCUUGAGGAAGGAAACGCCUCGGAGGAGGAAACAAACUAAAGACUCGGCGUGCUCCCUGCGUCUGUGAAUCAUGGGCAACAUCUUCGCCAACCUGUUCAAGGCCUUCGGGAAGAAGGAGAUGAGGAUCCUGAUGGUGGGCCUGGACGCUGCCGGGAAGACCACCAUCCUGUACAAGCUGAAGCUGGGAGAGAUCGUUACCACCAUUCCGACCAUCGGCUUCAACGUUGAAACCGUAGAGUACAAGAACAUCAGCUUCACCGUGUGGGACGUCGGUGGCCAGGACAAGAUUCGACCGCUGUGGCGUCAUUAUUUCCAGAACACGCAGGGUCUGAUCUUCGUGGUGGACAGUAACGACAGAGAGCGAGUGAACGAAGCGCGGGAGGAACUGAUGAGGAUGCUGGCGGAGGACGAGCUGAGGGAAGCUGUGCUGCUGGUGUUCGCCAACAAACAGGAUCUGCCGAACGCCAUGAACGCCGCGGAGAUCACGGACAAGCUGGGGCUGCACUCCCUCCGCCACAGGAACUGGUACAUCCAGGCCACCUGCGCCACCUCCGGGGACGGCCUGUACGAGGGACUGGACUGGCUCUCCAACCAGCUCAAAAACCAGAAAUGAUCUCCGCCUUGCCAUCACACUCCUCCUCCAUCUCCUCCUCCUCCUCCUCCUCUUCUUCCUCUUCUGGGUUUAUCCCCCUCUUUCCUUUUAGGCCACAUCCUCCAACACAGGCUUUACUUCUCAUCUGGCGGAACCUCGUGUUACCCUGUUUUUCUGUUUAAGAGGAAAAGUGCUGGAAGCUGCUCUCCCGCUCAUACCUGGUUACAGUAAAGUCAGAGCCCCUCGCGCUCGUAUUUAAUGUAAAUAGUUAUGUUUUUGUUGUGAGGCAGCUUUUGGAGCACUCUUAUGCAAUAUAUAUAUUGUUAUUAUUAUUGUUGUUGUUAUAAUCAGCCUUUCCUUUUCUUCCUCUUCCGUGUUUUAUUUAAUCAUUCGAGUCAGAGGUAGGUGAAUCGUAGGGUUAUGGGCUUUUUUGGGGGGGGGGGGGUCACUUCCAAUAGCUUUCGUCUCUGGGUCGCUGUCUGCACAUCGCGAGUUAAACGUUAAACGUACUGUACAAAGAGGUUUCGUCGGUCUCAAGAUAAACUCAACAAGUCCAGACAGCGGGCGCACACACUACCUAGAACGUUUAGGGGUUCUGCUUAGAACCACUAACCAUUGCUACACACACUCACUCAGCAUGGCCUAGCUUCACUAGAAAGGUUCAGUCAGUAUCGGCGCCGCUGACGGCGCACAGCGUCCUCGGCGCCUGCUGGAUCGUUAGCAUGCGCGGCGGGACGGCGUUCCUGAUGGAGCCGUUCUUUCCGUGCUGUUACUGCAGUGAAGUUCCAUCCACAGGGAACUGAGCUGAGCCUCCCGGCGUGGAUGAAAGCGGUAGUUCCCAAAUUCGCCCGGUUUCCUCCCUUUCGACGGAGGUGGUGGAUCAGCUGCGAGGCUGCCGCGGGUGAUGAGCAGCGAAACGCUUGCACCCCACCAAUCAGCACGAUGCUAACCGCAUGCCUGAACUGUCGGAGCACGUGACGCUGUUCGGUAAUUCGCUCAAAUCCCUGUUCCACUUGCUUACGUGGGUUUUAGGACGCCGUUAUCUGUAAAUAUGGGCAUAGUUCAGGUUUCACGCGCGGAUCUGGUGCAGAUAUCGGAGCUGCAUGAACUUCCAGAGGAAUACGUUUAUUUUUCUAAGGUUAUAAACGCAAUAAAGCGCAGAUGUUGUAGCGCCUGAACGUUCUCCUGCAGUAAAUAGUGUUUCAGGAUUCCCAUUAAAAGGUUCUGAACCCGAGGCUUUAAGCUGAGCUUCGUCUGGGCUGAUCGGCUGCAUUCGUCUCAGUUCUGUCGCUUUAACGGCUUCUUCUUUUUGCUUUGGGUGGGUGGGGGGUCGGGGGGGUCGGUGGGUCAGUCUUAGUGUCUCAGGUUAAAUCAUGCUUUGCCUUCUUAACAAGAACAGGUCAGUGUAGAAGUGCUCACAGGUCCAGGGCUUCGGUUCAGUUCAGCAGGGGCUUCGUUUACAUUGAAGGCUGCACAACAUGGACAGAACAGCACGUGGAGGUUAUAAUGCGACAUAGACUGACAAGUUGACGUGAUGUGACCAGCCUGCGUUAUUUUGACCAAAAUAAUGUCCCUGAUUCAUCAGAACGGCCAGAGGAAGUCUUCUGGAAGUGACUGAUGAGGACUGUGCUUUUUACCUCAACGCUGCUAUGUAAACAUGUCAUGGCGGGUGUUAUAUGCUGUCGUGAGACGUUGGGGCAAGUAAUAUAACGGCUAAUUAGACCACAUUCAGCUUGACAUUCAACAUUACGCCACUGACAGUUAUUACACUGUUAUAACUGAACAAAACCGGUCAAUAACCGCACGUCACGUCCUCUAUAACGUGUUCACAGUGCUGUUCUGUCACUCUUAUGCAGCUCUAGUGAAGUGUUAGCCAUUCGCCUCCUCGCCGCAGCGUCGCCAGCGUCACGACCAACCGCCCAAACAUCGAGCAGCCCUAGCAGGCGUGUCCUCCUCCUGCCUCCUCCUGGAGCGUCUGCCUUUCUCCCAUUCUCUCGCCUCUAAAUCAGGUGCGUCAGAGCAGGACCAGGACCAGCUCUAAAGCCCCGUGUCUCUGCUCCAGAUUAAGCCUAAGCCUAAACUGUAUGGACCUGUUUAAUGACAUUGCUGUGCUUCGUGUUUUCUGAGUGCAUGUGUGAGUCAGAGCACCGCUAAGAGCAGCAGCAUGCCUGUAGAUCACGCCGGGAACGCUCCACUGUCCUUCAGCCUGGCCGCGGUCAGCCUUCACAGGAGUUUCAUUGGACGAGAUUAAUCCCUGAUCUAGAGCUUGGCUGAGGAUUUCACAGAGAAAGGCAGCCAGUCUGAAGUCUGUUGGACAGACAGACGAGUGCCGAUCGUCAGUUUCCUCAGCUGCGUCCCGCCUCGCCUCGCCUUAGCAGGAUGGGAUCUGAGAGCACGUCUGAUGAAUUGAGUGUAAGACGUUAAUGGGCGACUCGUCCUCUGCGCUGUAGCUGAGCUCUGUACUAUUCAGACGGCUGCAGGACUCGUUCUGCUGCCUUUACUGGACUAACGUAAGACGCAGCUCUGCGCUGCCCCCUGCUGGGGAGAAGAGCUCAGACGUCUCAUGGUCCUCAAACGCGAGAGUGUAUAACAAUACAGGGAAGCAAACUGGCUCGUUAAACUUCUAAAUUACUGGACUUUACGCUUUUGUGACUCAUCUCUCGUCUAAAGUCGUCUGCUUGUGUAUUUCAGGUGACCGUGAUUUGUUUUUUUGAGCGUUUUUCCUGUGAAAUUAUCAUUAUUAGGAUUUUUAUAGCAACGAUACGAAUGAGAAAGCCUAGUCACGUCGUAAGAGGAGGAGUCUGGGCUGCCCCCUGGUGGAGAACAGAAUUCAGACAUCUGUGGUUCUCAUGUAUAACAUCACAGGGAAGCAAACUGGCUUGUUAAAACUAAUUUACUGGACGAUUUUUUACCAGUGUAAAGUCUCCUGGUCGUGUUUUUGAGUCGACUAAACUCUUAACUAACUCCGUCUCUGUGAAAUGUUUUCUGUGUUUACUGAAACACAAAUAAUAAUAAUUUACGUUUACUGCAUUUGGCAGAUGCUCUUAUCCAGAGUGACUUGCAAUUAGAUCAAUUUACCCAGGUAGGCGAAGGUGGUGUUAGGAGUCUUGCCCAAGGACGCUUAUUGGUAUAGUGUAGGGUGCUUGCCCUGCUGGGGGAUUGAACCGCAGUAUACAAAGUACAAGCCAGAGGUGUUGCCCACCACACCGUCCCACCACAUGUAGGUAAUAAUCAAAAUAAAUAAUAAUAAUAAAAACAAACGGUUAGAAAGCUUGACCAAACCGUAAGACGCAGGCUCUGUGCUGCCCUCUAGUGGAGAGCAGUUCAGUUCUUUAAUAAGAGAACGUGUAGCAUUAAAGAGAAACUAAUUUACAUAUCAAAACCCUUCAUCUGCUGUUCGAUGGUGAAGCUUCCCUUAAACUUCUGCUCGUCUUUGAUCUCCAUCAUUCGCUUAGGAACGAUAAAAAGCCGCUGGAAACUGGAAACUCCUCCGAUAGCCGUGACUGUGCCGGUUCCGUAGGGAUCAGGUGGAGAACCCUGGAGCGUUCCCUUGGUGUGGAGAACCAGCCCCCCUGCAUGCGUCUGUUUGUCUCUGUGUAAGCAGUGCUGGCUGCUCUGAAGCGCAUGGUACAGCAAUAUUAGCGCGUAUGAGCUUCGUGUAUCUAUAUUUUUGAAUGCGGUGAUGUUUGAUCUCCUGGUGCCUUUGCGGUUCUGCGGAGGGGUUCUGGUGGGAGCUCCGUAGCGGACGGGCGUACUGUUCUGAGACUCGGCUGGUCUGCGAUGAAUAGAAGGUCCGUGCUCAUCGAGUUUGACUGUUGUAAAAUGUGAGCCCACGCCAGCGGGACGAGUCCGCUGGUCUCUACUGUCCUCGUCAGCCUGUUUCAUAGACACUGAGCGCUCGCGUACGUAUGAGUACGGUUCUCCUAGCAAGGUUCGUCUUCUAGUGUGACUUAUUAACAUGAAUGUUUUUUAAUGUAAACUGAUCUUGCCUUUCGUUUUGACAGAAAAGCACUGUAAUUAAAGAAAUCCGAGUAAAGCUGGA
This is a messenger RNA of Pygocentrus nattereri (red-bellied piranha), 4677 nucleotides long. It is a transcript of the gene arf1, whose product is annotated as ADP-ribosylation factor 1. The coding region runs from base 114 to 656 and encodes 180 amino acids. Gene Ontology annotation, cellular component: cytoplasm; plasma membrane. The record is from RefSeq and is a predicted model, not a curated record. The transcript is spliced from 5 exons. NCBI's taxonomy places the organism in Eukaryota, Metazoa, Chordata, Actinopteri, Characiformes, Serrasalmidae. Gene Ontology annotation, molecular function: GTPase activity; GTP binding. Gene Ontology annotation, biological process: vesicle-mediated transport; intracellular protein transport.